Onychomys torridus (southern grasshopper mouse) is the source of this 6925-nucleotide messenger RNA. RefSeq names its product G1 to S phase transition 1 (gene Gspt1). The transcript has 15 exons. Gene Ontology annotation, cellular component: translation release factor complex. Gene Ontology annotation, molecular function: translation release factor activity; GTP binding; GTPase activity. The coding region runs from base 282 to 2183 and encodes 633 amino acids. Lineage: Eukaryota; Metazoa; Chordata; Mammalia; Rodentia; Cricetidae. Gene Ontology annotation, biological process: translation. The record is from RefSeq and is a predicted model, not a curated record.
CGCCAAGCGUGGGGUUGGCGGUGAGGCCGGCGGCGGUAGUUGGGGCUGGGUGGGAGGAGAUCCUUUCGCACACACGAGGAGGGUUGUGCUGCUGUCGCUGCGGUCGUGAGUGCCCAGUCUGGACUGUAGCUGACGCCCAAGACGCCGAGGAGUGAGUCGUUGGCCGCCGGCCCCUCUGUCUUGCCGUCCUCGCCGGGUCAGCGCGGCCUGCUCCUCCCCGGUCGGCCGCCCCCGCCUCCAUUUCCCGCCCUCUCUUCACCACACACACGGCCCCCCCGAUCAUGGAUCCCGGCAGCGGCGGAGGCGGCGGAGGCGGCGGUGGCGGGAGCAGCAGCAGCAGCGACUCCGCUCCCGACUGCUGGGACCAGACGGAUAUGGAGACACCCGGGCCAGGGCCUUGCGGCAGCGGCUCCAUAGCUGCGGUGGCCGAGGCCCAGCGUGAGAACCUCAGCGCGGCCUUCAGCCGGCAACUCAACGUCAACGCCAAGCCCUUCGUCCCCAACGUCCACGCCGCAGAGUUCGUGCCGUCUUUCCUGCGGGGCCCGGCCCAGCCGCCACCAUCCUCAGCUGGCGCGGCCGGCGGCGACCACGGAGCGAGCAGCAGCGCGGGAGGCCCUUCGGCCCCUGUGGAGGCCUCUCAAGAACAGUCAUUACUGUGUGAAGGUUCAAAUUCAUCUGUUAGCAUGGAACUUUCAGAACCUGUUGUAGAAAAUGGAGAGACAGAAAUGUCCCCAGAAGAAUCAUGGGAGCACAAAGAAGAAAUAAGUGAAGCAGAGCCUGGGGGUGGCUCCUCAGGAGAUGGAAGAGCACCAGAAGAAAGUACCCAAGAAAUGAUGGAGGAAGAAGAAGAAAUACCAAAACCUAAGUCUGUGGUGGCAUCCCCAGGUGCUCCUAAGAAAGAACAUGUAAAUGUAGUAUUCAUUGGUCAUGUCGAUGCGGGCAAGUCAACCAUUGGAGGGCAAAUAAUGUAUUUGACUGGAAUGGUGGACAAAAGGACACUUGAGAAAUAUGAACGAGAAGCUAAAGAAAAAAACAGAGAAACCUGGUACUUGUCUUGGGCCUUAGACACAAAUCAGGAGGAACGAGACAAGGGUAAAACGGUAGAAGUGGGUCGUGCCUAUUUUGAAACCGAAAAGAAGCAUUUUACAAUUCUAGAUGCUCCUGGCCAUAAGAGUUUUGUCCCAAAUAUGAUUGGUGGUGCCUCUCAAGCUGACUUGGCUGUACUGGUAAUCUCGGCCAGGAAAGGAGAGUUUGAAACCGGAUUUGAAAAAGGAGGACAAACAAGAGAACAUGCAAUGUUGGCAAAGACAGCAGGUGUCAAACACUUAAUCGUGCUUAUUAAUAAGAUGGAUGAUCCAACCGUGAACUGGAGUAACGAGAGAUAUGAAGAAUGUAAAGAGAAACUAGUACCAUUCUUGAAAAAAGUUGGCUUCAAUCCAAAAAAGGACAUUCAUUUUAUGCCCUGCUCAGGACUGACGGGAGCAAAUCUCAAAGAGCAAUCAGAUUUCUGUCCUUGGUACAUUGGCUUACCAUUUAUUCCAUAUCUGGAUAAUUUGCCAAACUUCAAUAGAUCAGUUGAUGGACCAAUCAGGCUGCCAAUUGUCGAUAAGUACAAGGAUAUGGGGACUGUGGUCCUGGGAAAGCUGGAAUCUGGAUCUAUUUGUAAAGGCCAGCAGCUUGUAAUGAUGCCAAAUAAGCACAAUGUGGAAGUUCUUGGAAUACUUUCUGAUGAUGUAGAAACGGAUUCUGUAGCCCCAGGGGAAAACCUCAAAAUCAGACUGAAAGGAAUUGAAGAAGAGGAGAUUCUUCCAGGAUUCAUCCUUUGUGAUCUUAAUAAUCUUUGUCAUUCUGGACGCACAUUUGAUGCCCAGAUAGUGAUUAUAGAGCACAAAUCCAUCAUCUGCCCAGGCUAUAAUGCGGUGCUGCAUAUUCAUACCUGUAUCGAGGAAGUCGAAAUAACAGCCUUAAUCUGCUUGGUAGACAAAAAAUCAGGAGAAAAAAGUAAGACUCGACCCCGUUUUGUGAAACAAGAUCAAGUAUGCAUUGCGCGUUUGAGGACAGCAGGGACCAUCUGUCUGGAGACCUUUAAAGACUUCCCUCAGAUGGGGCGCUUUACCUUACGAGAUGAGGGUAAGACCAUUGCAAUUGGAAAAGUUCUGAAACUGGUUCCAGAGAAAGACUAAGCAUUUUCUUGAUGACCCUGCACAAUACUGUGAGGAAUAUUGACUGCAAAAGCCUCCUUCACACCGCCCUCUCUUCUUUUCUGCCCAUCGAUAAACUUCUCCCCAUAUUUUGCAGAGAAACUUCACAGAAGUCCACAUUAUGUCAGCUUUCUCAUAUUGAGAGCUCUGCUAUGCCACUGUUGAAUUUUCCCCAAGAUUUUGCCCCCCUUUCAAACUUUGCUUCCCUGGACAGAUUUGGCAAUAGCUUUGUAAGUGAUGUGGACAUAAUUGCCUACAAUAAUGAAAACCAACACGAAUUUUUUUAUUUUUCAUUUUCCCCUUAGGCAUAGUUAGCCUUCCCCCCUCCAGGCAGAUCAUUCUGAGUGUGCGAGUGUGUGUGCACAUGUUAAAAAGACAACUACCAUGUUAAUAAAAUAUUCAAUUUGAAACCCUUUUCGGUAUUUGAAUUGCUUUUGAAUACUGUUUUUUAUCUCAAUGUAACAUUGUUGCAUUAUCUUUUUAACUGCCAAGUAAAUGAAUACAUUUUAUUACUUGGAUUUUUCUAAAUGCUCCCUACCCACUCACUUUAAAUGGGGCAUUUACAAACACUGCUCACGUUUGUAUUAAAGAAAAGAAUGUGUUGUUUGAUCCCUUAUUUUGAUGGUCAUUGCAAACAUAAACACCUUUGUGCAACUGUGACACUGCUUUAUUAAUUGGUCUAUUGGUUAUUUUCUGCCAAUUUAUAUCUUAAUAUGAUUUCUUAAACACAGUAAGCGAACACAUUAUUGUCACCUUUCUAGGUAAAGCUUAAUAAAACUGUCCCCUCCAGACACUUCCAUUAGCUUGUUACAUGAGUGGCAGUCACAGAAAAGAAAGCAUGCCAAGACUGGCCAGCUCCCGUGAGUUGUUCUAAGAGCUACAUGCAUCGAGUACAAAGCCCAUCUGUUACACAUGCCAGUGCCACAAGUUACUCACUGUCAGUAACUUUGAAGGGUGGAAGAGCCUUGCUUCUUCAUGCCGGUUCUCAAUCCAGUGACUAAAUGAGCACAGAGUCUUUCUCACACUAAAAUGAACAAGUAGAAUCAAGCACAGGAUAGGUUUUUAGCUCAGUUAUUUGAGUUUUCUUAAAUAGAAGCUGUAAGUUGCUAACCGUGAUUUGGAAGAGCCAUAGUGCAGCAUUGUGGUGUGGUGGAUUUAGUUUAAAGGGUAACUACUACAGGUAUGCCGGAAUUUUUUUGUGAGAAUAAAUGGGAAGUAGAAGAGACAGUCUCUGGGUUUGUUAGAAGCCUCCUUCAUGUUGAUUGUGUGCUUCCAUUUAUGAGAUUUGACCUCUUUUACAUGGUGAUUUCUAAGAUUCUUUUUAACUACGUUUAUUGGCAUGGCCCAUCCCUGUAAUCUUACUCCCCAGAAAAGAAAAGCCUAGCCAACUGUAUCUCCUCUCCAGUUAUAGAACAAAACACAAGUCUUUUCUGAACAAUGAAAUGCCAAUUGCAGAGAUAAAUGAGUUGCUGUCUUAUAAACAGGGCCUAGGGAAGCCCUCCAGCUUUGAACUACACAUAUGGCUAUUAAAUUGCAUGAAAUUUAAUUUUUAUGAUGCCUGCAAAUAUCUGGGCUUUUAUUUUUCUGUGACAUUUGGGAGCUCUAAUGAGAUCAAAAUGGUUUUUGAUAUUUCCAUGCUAAUAGAAUAUUAGCAAACGCUUGAGUCUUUAUGAAUCUCUAGAACCUUUAAGUUACUGAAAUUAUUUCCAAUGAUUUCCCUUUUGAAAUUAAACAUAUUUUUAAAAACAAGUUAUGUCUGCUCUUAAACACUUAACACUGUUACAAUGUUAUGUGCAUGCUGCCAGGAUCCUUAAGUGGAAUGGCUUAGACAGCGUUGUGAAAGGCCUACCUCUACAAGAUAACAUAAGUACAAAGGUUACUGUAAAUGAUUUUCAUUGGAAUUAUAUCACAUCAGAAUUAACAUCAUACUAAGGACUUUGAAGUUUGAAAAAAGUAUCUCUAAUUAGACUUCCCGUUUUAAAAUAGUUUUUAAUAUAUCAGAUUGUUAUUUGAAUAAGGACAUAAAUUGUCUGAAGUAAACUUGGAAUGUGUGCAGAUAUUGGAUUUUUAAAGAGCAAUACAGUUGUGUGCUAUCAUUCAGUCUUUUGCAAGUAUAAACUUUUUAUGUGGUUGACAAUGCAAAAUAGGAUAACUACACAUUCUGGAUAUUAAAGAUCUCAUGUUUUUUCAACUAUAUUUAACAUAGGCAUGUAGCAUCAUGAUUUGGGGCCACCCAUUGUACAUUAAUCUUCAUCACACAACUUUUUUAUGCUAGGUUAUUUUAAUCUUUUAAGUGAGCAUAUCUGAUUUUUAAGUGAUGGCAUUUAAAAACAUCUUAACUGUCAUCUUUUUCUGUGAAAGAGAAAAUACAGCAUCUUUUGUUUAUACAGAAUUUGCUAUCUUGUGUGUGUGUGGGGGGGGGGGUCUAUAUCAAUCCAAACCACAAGAAGUUGGGCUGAGUGUAUACUGCCUGAAAUUCAAUGACAAAGUAACUGUUUGUAAAUGAUUAAACACAUUUCCCCCUUGUUUUCAAUUAAAAAUCUUGAAGUACACAAUAAUUACAUGUAAAAUCUUUGUAAACUGAAGUACAAGCUAUUCAGUGUAACAAGAUAAUUGAUUCAUCGUGUCUGCUAUUUAUGAGAACCACUUAGAUCUACUUUAUAGUGUGCGACUUUGAAAGUUAUUUGGUUGAACAAUUCCUAUCAUCAGUUGAAGUGCUGCAAGUAUUUUGGCCUAUACUUGGAACCAGAUACAGUUUUAUAACUUAAGAACCCAAGAUUAAUAUGGGGGGGGGGGGAUAGUCCCUCGGCAGUCUCCAGGAACACUAGUAAUUAAUGACUCCAUGAUCUUGGAUGACUGUUUACACAUGGCAGCACUCCAGCAACUUUGCUCACUGGCAUGUUCUUGCUCACUGCUGCUUCAUGAAUGAUAACUUCAUUGCCUUGGGUAGAGCUUUAGGUAGUCAAGGGACAAAACUGUAGCUUUCACUGUUAGAAACUUCCAACCUUUAUACCAUUUGUGAAAAUUCUGGUUACAGUACUAUAUCUUGGACUGUAGAAUGAGUAGAUGUUCAUAUUCAUUGUUGGCCUACCUUAUUAGAAUAAACUGCAACUAAUCCUCUCACAGAUCUAUAUGUAAAGUAGAUAGAAAGCAAUCAGUUGCAUUUGAGGAAUGGUUACCUCAAAAUACUGUAUUGAUUUCUUCCAGCUAAUUUUUCAGUGAUUCUAACAGAUGCCAUCUGAUUAUUCAUGAUCUUGUUUUUUAGAAAUCUUGCCAUAGGUAUAAUUACAUAUGCACAAUUCAUGAUUUAAUAGGUUUAAAUUUAGCUAUUGGCUAAAUUAGAUCUCAUAGUGUGUGGAAUAGGAAGUGUUAUUUUCCAGUAGUAAUUCAGUCGAUUGCAUUUGAACCAAUUUAUUGCCAGAAUUCAGAUAAGGUAGAUUUGAUACUUGAUGGGUUUUGUUCUGGGCUAUUCUUAAUAUUUAGAAUCCUGGAACUUAAUAAGUCUUCCCUUCAAUAAAUAUACUUCUCACAUACCUCUAAUCCUAUGCGUCCUUGAAACAAUAAUAUGCUAGCCAAGUUAUUUACUAAGGAUUAUCAUGAGGGUGUGGAAGUAUGGGGGUAGAGAUUUAAAACUUGUUUUCCGGUGCAAGGGAAAAGUAAAUAGUCACUAAGCCUGAUUAGGCAGAAAACAUGGACUUCUUAAAGCAGAUUCAGAAGAGUAUUGCUUUUUUCUGCCUUGUCACACAUGCCACUGUGCCCUUUAAAUCUUGACCUGGAAACCUCAGGUUUGUGGACUGCAUGGGCAGAUGGCAUUUUGUGCUUCCUGAGGCACCCCUCUGCUAGGCACAUUAGCUUAGUGCUUCAGAUGUCAGCCUAAGUCCUUGCUACCUCCUUUCCUGCUGCCCGGGGAAGAAUGUCUGUGCUGGAGCUAGCCCUCUGGCCCUCCUCAGGUCAUGGUCUUCACCCCCAUUUCUCCCACAUGUGUUAGGUGACACUAAGCUCUGAGCCUGCGAGUCUGCAUUUGAAGGGACAUGUUGGGCUCAGAAACAUACACACUUCUUAACUAAUAUGGAUCUCUCAGGCUGGGACCUAGUGACUCCUUUUUACUGAACUGGUUAAUACCUAGAGCCCAUUUUACAAGAUAAGAUGAAAGAGAACUGGCUAGGUCUGGUGGGCUAUUAGCCUAAUUCCAAAGCACGAAUGAGUGUUCUAGGUAGGAAGACAACCCUUUCCUUAUGCUUUGUAGCUACCUACUGUGCCUGAUUUGGUGCCUGUGUGAGGAUUAAGCCCUUAGUCUGCUCUUGCAAUUACUCAAAUGACUGAAGUUUAAAAAUUUCGUUUUGUAACAGUAAAAAUUGUCAUCUUCCCUUUUGAUGUGCUUGUCUCUUUGUUUAUAAUCACCUGCUGUACUCUGUGCUACUUUCUCUAUGAUAUUUUUGUAUCAAGUAUUGGAAAUAUCUAACAGACUUAUUGGAUGGACCUAACAGGAUGUUAUCACAGAAUUUAAAAGUUUGUUUGGUGUGUGAGGCUUUUUGUAUGGUUAUAUGACAACCUUACAGAACAAAAAUAGCCCUCCAGGAAGGGUUAGAAGAGAUACUUGAUAAUAAAUAACAUCACAUUGUGUGGUUUUAUGUGAAUACAAUUGGAGAAAUAUCAGUGAUUAUUCUGUCCAAGCUAUGAACCUCUACAAAUUCAGGAUUUUUAAUAAAGAUCAAGAGACCAAA